Caenorhabditis auriculariae is the source of this 675-nucleotide messenger RNA. The record is from the annotation of a GenBank genome assembly. Lineage: Eukaryota; Metazoa; Nematoda; Chromadorea; Rhabditida; Rhabditidae.
AUGAAGGCUUGGGUGCUAGCUUUCGUCGCUUGGACGACAACCCAAGCACAGCCGCUUCUCUUUCCUCAUGGAUAUUUCGACAGCGCCAAGAUGCGCCCGCGAGAUCUUAUCUACCUGAAUAUGAUGGCUCAGUCGAACCUCGAGUACGGAGGUGUCACCUUAGAAGUUCGUUUGAAAAAAACAAGUGAUAGAAUCAUUAUCUCAACUCAACGCUCAAAACUGCAUCCAAUUUGAGGAGCUGGAUAAACUCGAUGCAAUCCGCAAAAUCAUUCCACGACCACAAACUCUGGGACGGACUCGCGAAGAAGAUGACAAAGAGCUUGAUCGUAAGCCCAUUGCAUCGCCAACCGUGAGAAAUUAAAAAAAAAACAGUCUCAAUUACUUUUUACAGUCAAACUCUUCGCUAGCAAUCGACUCCGGAACCGCUUCAUUAAAAACAGAAAAUCUUAAAGGUCCAAAAAUACCCUUCCGAACAGUACGAUUAAAACAGCCCAGUAAGUAUUUUUGUAAUACUCAUUCAAAAAGAUUGAUAUAGAGAGAGAAACUCUGAUGGAGAACCCUUUCGAAGACAUCGCGACGCGAGCUCCGCCUAGAGACUACUUAGAGUUCCAGCGUCUGCGGAGCAAGCAUCACAUCAAAAAGAAGAAAAAGACGUCAUCGGAAGCGCACUCAUGA